Elephantulus edwardii (Cape elephant shrew) is the source of this 522-nucleotide messenger RNA. Its product is annotated as membrane transport protein XK-like. The record is from RefSeq and is a predicted model, not a curated record. The coding region runs from base 1 to 522 and encodes 173 amino acids. The transcript has 3 exons. Lineage: Eukaryota; Metazoa; Chordata; Mammalia; Macroscelidea; Macroscelididae. Gene Ontology annotation, cellular component: membrane.
AUGAAAUUCCCGGGCUCGGUGUUGGCGUCCGUAUUCCUGUUCGUGGCCGAGACCACGGUGGCGCUCUACCUGAGCAGCACCUACCAGUCGGCUGGGGACCGCAUGUGGCAGGCGCUGACGCUGCUCUUCUCGCUGCUGCCCUGUGCGAUCGUGCAGCUCACGCUCCUCUUCCUGCACCGCGAUCUCAGUCGCGACCGGCCUCUUGUGUUGCUGCUGCACCUGCUACAGCUCGGGCCCCUCUUCAGGUGUUUUGAAGUGUUCUGCAUCUACUGCCAGUCAGGCCAUGUGGAAGAGCCUUAUGUCAGUAUCACCAAGAAACGACAGAUACCUAAAAAUGGCCUCUCAGAAGAGAUUGAGAGGGAAGUGGGCCAGGCAGAGGGCAAGCUGUUCACCCACCGAUCUGCAUUCAGCCGGGCUUCGGUCAUCCAGGCUUUCCUGGGCUCAGCACCCCAGCUGACCCUGCAGUUAUAUAUAAGCGUAGUGCAGCAGAAUGUCACUGUUGGACGAAAAAAUCUUGGUUGA